AUGGAUAAUGAAAUCCAAAUCCAUAAUAAAGUUAAACGAAUCAAGGAAAGAUAUGUUCAUGAAGCUAUGCUCCUGGUUGAACAUUGGAGGAGCUUAUACUAAUAACCUUAUCUCUAGAAUGGGAGAUAAUUAAAAAUUACUUUGGAUAAAGCUGCCGAAAUAGUAGGAAUCCCUAGAAAAACUUUGGAGGAUUACUAUUAUCAAUUGAAGAAAGCAGAAACUUUAGUUGAUCUUUAAAAUUUUAAGAAUUGCAAAAUAGGAGUGAUUCGAAGAAUUGUUAAAGAGAGCAAAAAGUAAUCAGAAACAACUACUCACUUAAUUGAUACAAAUGAAUUCUUUUUAUAAGAAAAUGAAACCAUUGUCAAUAGAAAAAACAGUUUCGAAUAUGAUGAUUGA
Molecule: messenger RNA, 396 nt
Organism: Paramecium tetraurelia
Lineage: Eukaryota; Ciliophora; Oligohymenophorea; Peniculida; Parameciidae
Exons: 3
Source: RefSeq, a predicted model, not a curated record